AUGUCUUCAUCUUCAUCUUUUGGGUUCACUUUGGAAUCAGUUUCAAAGGAUAGUAUCGAUUUAAUCUUACAACAAAAAGAACAAGAUGAAAAGAAUAGAUUAGAACAAGAAGAAAAAGAAAAACAACAACAACAACAACAAGAAGAAGAAUCAAAAGGAGAAGAUGAAACUGGGACUAGUACUACAAGUACUACAACUACAAACACAAACACAAAUGAUCAAAAGAUAAGAGAUGGUGAGGAGGUGCAACCAGUUGUCAACAAUAACAAUACCAAUGUUGCCGACAACACUCCAAGACAACCAGAUACUCAAUUGGAAGAUGAUGAUCACAAGCCAACUACUCCAUCGUCCGAGAUCCUCCCAAAAAUAGUUGAACCUCAAGAAGGAGAGAUUAAAGGAAAGGAUUUGGAUGACUUGUUGGCCAAGAUACCAGAGACUUAUUCACUGUCGACUGUUGAAAAGGACAUCAAAGGCUUUUCACAAGACUUGAGAGCCACUACAAUCAAGCCGUUUGAAUCGGCCGUCUUGUCAGAUGUAGAGUCGAAAAAGUUAAAGUUUCCACCUCCAUUGAUCGCUCCGAGAACAGAAGAGGAACGAUUGGCACAAGAGGAGCGCGACCGAUUGACCGAGGAGAAACGUAUACAAUCGGGCAUCGACAAAAAGAACAAGGAAGAACAAGACAAACAAGACAAAAAACUAGAAGACGAAAGAAAAAAGGAAGAGAAGAAAGAUGACGAACGAAGAGGAAGAGAGGAAAAAGAGGAAAAGAAAGAAGAGGAAAAGAGAAAAGAGGAAAAGAAAAAGACUGACAAGAGCAAGACAAAGAUUGCAGGUCAGUUUGACAAGGUUGCCAACAAACGUGAUGAAGAUAAAGCUAGAGAGGAUUUGAUUCGUCUUUCAUCACCUCCACUUGGACAUCAACAACCACCAACCUUUGUAGUUGAAUUAGAUUUCAGUGCACAUUUACCAAUUGCGUCACCUGAAAAUCCUCUACUUCUCUAUUGGGUGCCAGAAAUCACUCCAAAGAAUCCUGGAUUCGAUAGAGAUUUUCCAACUGCCGGUUGGACAUACAACGAACCACUCAAGAAACUAGUAUACACUCCUCCACAACCAUGGACAAUGUCUACUAAAUACACAGUCUCUAUUCCAUCGACUGUCACCCUUCCCGAUGAAACUACCAUCCUCCGAUUCAAAGAGGAACAAGUUGAGUUUUCAACAGCCACUCCAGUCAUCACUAGCAAGAUGGAUAGUCGUUAUCCAACCAAUCAAACCAUCCUCAUUGCCUUUUCACAAUUCAUCUCUGUCAAUGAUGUACUCCCAUUCAUCAAGAUUGAUGGUUUGGCAGAACCUGUAAAUCAAAACUCUCUCUACCUCGUCCCAGAAGAUGAAAUGUUACAAGAUCCUAAAAUCUCUCAACUUGUCUUAGGAAAUGAAGGUAAAUGUAUUGGAAUUAAACCAUUAUUGGGAUUAGAUUCUGAUAGACAAAUUAGUGUUACAGUUUUGGCUGGUAUGCCAUCAGCAGAGGGUAGUCUAAAAACAGUUGUACCACAAAAAUACCUAUUCACUACACUUAGAAAGUUUGAGUGUUGUUCAAUCAACUAUCAACAUAGAACAACCACCACUCCUCAAAGUGUCAUUCUUAAUUUCAACAAUACUUUUUAUCAUACUCUUGAACAACCAGCUUCCCUAACUUGGAGACCAAUAAUUAAACCAGAGAUUCCAGGUACAUGGACAAUUACACCAACAUCGAUGGUAUUUUCAAAUGAAGAACCAUGGAAACAUUCAACAGAGUAUAGUGUUAUUAUAAAGGAUGGACCAAAUGAACCAAAUGGACAACCAUUGUCUGACGAUGAAGAGGGUCAUUUUGAAACACCACGUGUUCAAGUGAGUCAUCAAGUGUGUGGUAGAUUGUUUGCCGCAGAGGCUAGACACAACCCCAAUUCACCCUAUGCACACAAUUCAAUUGCCUUUUUCUACUUUAAUCAAUUGGUUAACCGCGAACGAUUUGUUACCGAAUGUCUCUCGGCCAAAGUCAAUAAGUUUGCAGGUAAAUCGGUUGAUUUGGUCAUUGUUCCACGUGAACAAGUGUUUGAAUCGAGAUGGGUUCCAGAGUUUCCAGAUUAUGUAAAGGAUGACACCAAAAAGGAUCUCUGGGUGGCUGUCACAGCUACCAAGGGAUUCCCAGAUGGCCAGAAAAUCAAGUUUGACAUAUCAGGUGAAAUCCAGUCUCUAGAAGGCCCAUUAGUCCACCACACCAAGGAUUCUUUCCAAAUACAGGUGGCUGUAGAGUUUGAAGCAUCACAUAGUGUCAAUCAUGCCAUCAAUUCAAUCUACUUGGAUGUGACUCAUCCAAUUUUAGAGGAAUCCAACAUUACAAAGUUUAAUUUAACUGGGAAUGGUGUGGCAUUACCAAAUAUCACACCUGCACUUGCCGGUCAGUGGAUUGCCAAUUCAGACAGACAACUGUCAUUCAAGUGUGAACCUGGUACUGUCUUUCCAUUAUCUUCACAGUUUACUGUAGAGGUACCAUUGGCUAUGACAUCUUUGAGUGGCCGUACGUUAAAGGAGCCAUACAGAUUUACAUUUGACACUGAACUCCAAUCUAUUGUCAAUGUGUCUACACCAAAUAGUAUCAGUGAAGGUGGCACUACUAUUCAUGCCAACCAGGUAUUUAUCAUUCAGUUCCGUCAACGUGUCGAUAAAAAGGCUGUCAUUGGCGCUGUCAAAUUAGUUGAAAAUAAGACAUUCUCAAAGGUAUCAUUUGAUGUAGAGUUGUGUGAUCAUCCGUCACUACAACCACGAGCUGCAGGUGACACUACUGAAACUGAGCGUGAUUUGGAAAAGUUUGUUGCAUUCCGUCCAACCAAACCUUUGCCUUACGCUUCUCACAUUCGUUUGUCUCUUGCAAGUGCAUCUCUUUCAAGUCACGGUCCAUUACCUUCCACCGAGAUGGGACCAUACGAAUACAAAACAUGUGAGAAAUUCACUUGUCAACAAUCAACUAUCCUACCAUCCCCAGGUUCAGUUAUCUAUCCAAAUGCUAUCAUUUCAGUACCUUUUAAUCGUAUUUUAAAGGAUGCUAUUAUUCCCAUAGUUCAACCUCGUGUUGUACCACCAACUACAACUCCACCACCAACUACAACUACAACCACAACCACAACAACUACAACUCCUACUACAGUUGUUGCAUCAGGAGAUGUUGAAGAUACUACUACAUCUACAACAACUGCUCCAGUACAGGUCGCAGAAAAGAAUUGGGAUCAUGUAAUUAGUGUUUCACCAGCACCAUCAAUUCCAGGUAGAUGGGAAGCACAAGGAACUAGAUUGGUAUAUGUAACUAGUUUGGAAUCAAAGUGGAUUGGAAGUAACUCUAAAUACGAUGAAACUUUGGAAAAAGAUAUUCAAUGGAAAUAUUCAACCGAUUUGAAUCAUCCUACUGAGACGUACCCACAAAACAGUCAAUUUAUUGCAGUUGAUCAAGCUAGAUUUAUUUCGAUCAAGUUUGCUCAACCUAUUGACCGUGUGUCACUUGCCAAACAGGUAUCUGUCGAUUUGGUAGGAGAUGACAAGAAAAAGAUUGUCCACAAGUUUGUGUUGGCCGAGGCAGCCGACGCAGAAGCUGUUGGAGUGGACCGAUACACCGACAACCACUGGUUAUGCUUAAAGCUUGAACCAGUGACAAACAGCGUGCAAAUCCAAAUCAAUCUGGUCAAUGUGUCAUCUACAAACGGUCCAUUGACCAACGACACCAAGUUCCAGUACAAGUUUAAUGUGUGUCGUAGUAUUCGUGUUCAGACAACCUACUAUUUCGAGGGUAGUGUAAUUGUCACUUUUAGCGAGCCGUUGGCUGGUGAGAAAAACAGUCAGUUGCCAAUCGACUGGAUGCCAACCAUCGUACCUGACCCAGGCGUUCAAAUGCUUUGGAAGAGAACAGAUGGAGAUGAGUCGAUGAUUGGGUUACCAACCACCCGUCUCCCGGGUAGUACCACAUACACCAUCCAAUUGCCAUCGGGAACAAUUACCACCAAGAAUGGCACGGCGUUCAUCCCAGAGGAAUCAGAUGCCAAGCGUCUAGUAUUCUCCACACCGUCAGUUGAAUUGGUUCGUUCGUACCCAUCGCAUUCAAGUCAGACCGUCUUUUUAAAGCGCCCCUUUUUAAUGCAGUUUAACCAGCGUAUCGACCGUGCAUCCGUCCUCAAGCGUAUCAGCGCGCACACUGGCAGCGGACUUAAAAAGAAGAAGAUUCCGGUCGAGUUGUACGAGGAUUUUUCAAAGUUUGAAGAAUACUAUGGUCACUUGAACCCCGACAUGUGUCUGGCUGUCAAGCCAGCCGACAAGCAUGGUGCGUGGGUAUGCGACACCUCGUACACUGUGUCGAUCAAGGAGGGUAUGCGGUCGACUGAAGAAAACUUGGAAUCACUCCACGGAUUUGUACUCGACACUAACUCACUCGACGAGUUGGGCAAGUUGUCGCCACUCAACUCGGUUGCUCAGAGCAGCGGAUACCCUACCCUGUCACACGGUGUGCACUGGCUGCGUUUCAACCAGCGUAUUGACCCAGUCCGUGUACUUGAGCAACUCAAGUUUACAUCGUCCAAAGGUUUGUUGAUCAAGUCAAAGACACACCACAAAGUGCGUCUGGCAACACCCGAGGAGAUUGAGCAUCAUCUAAAGACAUGUGAUUCGCGUAGCAAGAUACUUGCCAGUCAUUUAAACGACGCAUCGUCGGUCGAAAAGAUGUUGGUCUUCCACCCGGUCGACCCAUUCCCAAGCGGUGAAAAGAUCGAGGUUGAACUAUCGACCAUCUCGUCCGAGGAAGGUCCCAUAAUCAACAAGUCACCCUACACCACCUAUUUCCAUAUCUACCCUCUCUUUGAGGUCAAAGACUGCUCGGUAGAGAAUGCCAAAAAGGCGUAUAUUGGAGACACGAUCACACUUACAUUGUCGAGUCAAAUCAAGAUGCUCAAACCUGAGCACAUCAAAAUCGAGCCAGAACAACCCUACAAGAUCAGCGUCAACUAUCGUCACAUCACCAUCACCAACUGUAAACCAAAGACAUUCUGGAACAAGGAUAUUGACUUUAAGAUGACACUCAGCAACCAAAUCUACGAUGAACAAGGUCAACAUCUCCAUCUUGGAAAGGGGUACAGUGUUGAAUGGAAGGCCAAACCAAAAUCAUUCCACUAUGACUUUAUGUAUGGAUGGGACAAGACGUUCAACCGUACCAUCAACACUAUCAAUGUUGGUUCUCUCCUAAAGGGAGACGUUCCAUCUAUCUUGGUGCGUACACUCAACUUGACAGAGAUUCGUGUACAGUUGUACCGUGUCAAUCCAUACACCGACUUCCACAACUUUUACGAUGAGUCGUUGCCAUCGGCCUACUCGCAGUCUUUCAAGACAAAGACGGGUGAGUUGUUGUUUGACGAGGUGCUCCCCAUCGAAGUGUUGGAGAAUGAGGUGAUUGAGAGUUAUAUUGACCUCACUCCAGCUUUGAAUGCCGAGACUCGUCACGGACAUGUUGGCAUCAUCCUCAUCCCCACGCCAUCGGCUGUCUACCCCAACAAGGACGCCUUUGUUCCAUUGAGGGCUUGGGUGCAGUGCACUAACCUCGCUGUCGGUGCCAUCGUCGACACCAAGCACGUCACAGCAUGGACCAACAACUUGGAGACUGGUGAGAAGGUGUCAGGUGCCAAAAUCACCUCCAUCGCCACACUCAACUACUACAACCAACAACUCAAGUUUGCCAAAGCACAGGACAAGAAGCAACUGUAUCUUCUCCAAAAACAGUCUGGAAACAUGGUCGACGGUGUCACUGGUGAUGACGGUGUUGCAAGAAUUGCAGUGCCUGCCAACUAUUUGGCCAGUCAAUUACACGUUGUUGCUGAAAAGGAUGAUGAUGUUGUCAUCCUCACAGAUGUCUAUACCAAGCCAGCAGGUGUCGUCAAGAGUCUUGCAUGGCACGUAUUUGACGAUCAAAGCCUAUACCGUCCAACCGGUACAGUUCAAGUCAAGGGGUACCUUAGAUACUUGUCUCGUGCAGCUGCCGAGCACUCUGUACAUAUCUCUACCCUCCAAAAGGACAUGCUCGUCAAAUGGACACUUUCUGACGCAUCAGAUAGUCAGAUUGCCAAGGGUGACAGUCGUACCAAUGUAUUUGGUCAGUUCUCAUUCCCAAUUAAAUUGGUCGAGAACAUGAACCUUGGUACCGCCAAGAUCAAGCUGUGGGUUGACGAGACUGAAAAGGAGUUCAAGACCACCGGUGGUGACCAUCCCUCUGUCACUGUAAAAGCGUCCGAAGUCAAGCUACUCGAGUUUACACACGAGUUCAAGGUACAAGAAUUCAAGCGUCCAGAGUUCCUAGCAUCGACCGAGUACUUGUUGAAUGAGUUGAACAAAUUCUCGGGUUACACUAUCGUUCAAGUCAAAUCUACCUACUUUGAAGGUGCUGCCAUGUCAGAUACCGACACCAAAUGGCGUGUUGAGAGUAGAAAUGGAACUUUCAAACCACCUGGAUUCUCUCACUUGCACUUUGGAUUUGAUGAAUCGUUUACUUCACUCCUCGACUCUUCCAUCAAACAAUGUAAAUAUAUUGAAGGAAAGACUGCCGAUGAUGGUACACAUGCAGUCAAGAUUGCAUUUAAUGGUGUCGUACCAAACCCACCAUCACCCGUAUUCAUCGAUGCGUCUGUCGAUAUGCACGAUAUUAACAAUCAAGUAGUUGCAUCAACUGCACGUAUCAUCUUGCAUCCAUCCGACAUUUACUUGGGUUUGCAAGCUGACAAUAUCUCGAAUCUAACCAUCACCGAUGCUACGGUUCGCGAACCACUUGUUUUUGAUAUUGUAGCAACCGAUGUUGAUGGAAAGAUCAUCCCAGAUGUACCAGUGCAGGUUGUAUUUAAAGCUACUGCCGGACUUGCAUCCAAGGAAGCUCCACACAGAUUCGAAGAGACAUUUGUCACUACUCAACAUCCAACCGCCUUCCGUCUCCCAUUGAUCCCACCCAAAUUCAAGCCAGACAAUGAACCAGUUGUCUACAAGCUGACUCUUACCGCAAAGGAUUUAGAUGGAAAGGAGACUGUCACCUGUCAUCAGGUCAAUAUCUCUUGGAAAAUGUCUGAAUAUGAUCCAAAGGUCGUCGUCCCCCAAGCACCAAGCAUUGCCUUGCCAGUCAUCACCGCCGAGACUAAUUUGGCCGGUACCUACAAUCCAGUCACUGUCGACGCUGUCAAGCCUACAAAGUACCAUAUCGAUACCAAAGCAUUAGACUAUGCAGUCAUGUCAGAGUUCAAGGUUACAUUGGACAAGGAGUUGUACAACCCAGGUGAAAAGGUCAAGAUCCAAUUACACACUCCACUCCGCGAAGCAUUCAGAGGUGUCGUAUCUAUCCUUGCCAACGGUGUCUUGGCCACAAAGAGCUUUGAGUCGGAUGGCAAGGACAGUCCAUCUGUCUAUGAACUAGAGGUCAUUGAACAAUGGGCUCCAGUCGUCACUCUUCAAUGCGAUAUUUGGUAUGCUGGUCGCAUCAAUCGAUUCUAUGGUAGUCACGUACUCAACGUUGUUCCAGUGAGCAAGAAACUAUCUGUCACUAUCACUCCCGAAGAAGAAGAUGUUGAACCAGGUUCCACCACCAAUAUUGUAGUUGAUGUUAAGGAAUUACUGUCUGGUGCACCAGUUGCCAAUGCCGAAGUUUGUCUAUUGGUCGUUGAUGAAUCCAUUUUAUCACUCACCAAUUAUUCCAUUCCCGAUCCAAUGGCAUCUUUCUAUCCUCAAUCUGGUAAUCCAUAUCCAGAGCAAUUCUUCCGUGGUGUCAGUAACACAAGCAUCGCCCUACAAACCAACAAAAAGGCUCCACUCAAAGUACCACCCAAAGCACAACCACCUACUGUACAACCAGUCGCCGCUGAACCAGUCGUACACGAACUUGAAAUGAGCUUUGAGCCAGAGCACCACGAUAGCCUCGGUGGUGAAUUGCUCGAAGCAGGUUUACUUGGUGGUGGAUCAAAGGACUUUAAAAAGAAGAGUAGUUCUGUACUCUCACCUACCUCUUCCACCUCUACCACAUCACGUUCAAAUGAUUAUACUUCAGCUACUCCAACUGGAUCUCAAGCUAGUGUAGUAUUGGAUAUUCUUGAUACAGCAGGAUGUGAAGAAUACUCUGCAAUACGUGAAUUGUAUUAUCGUACAUCUGUUGGAUUUGUUUUGGUUUAUUCAAUCAAUAAUCUAUCUUCAUUUAAUGAAAUAACAACCUAUUUUGAUCAAAUUUGUCGUGUCAAGGAUUCAGAGGACGUUCCAAUUGUUUUGGUUGGAAACAAGAUUGAUCUUGAAAAUGAUCGUAUGGUUACAACCGAACAAGGAGAGACUCUUGCACGUACACGUGGUUGGAGAUUCUUUGAAGCAUCUGCCAAGACUGGAGUCAAUGUCGACAAUGUAUUCAAAAACAUUGCUGCCAUGAUCCGUAAAAAGACUGGUGGCAAUGAGAUUAAAUUGGCCAUGAUUGGAGAUGGAGGCGUUGGCAAGAGUGCCCUUACCAUUCGUUUCAACCAGGGUCAUUUCAUUGAUGAAUACGAUCCAACCAUUGAAGACUCUUACCGUAAACAAGUGUCGAUUGACGAUGAAGGUGAUGGCCAGCAACAAAGCUAUGCCAAGAGCAAAAAGAAAGGAGGUGCCAUGUCAUUUGGAUUUAGUAGUAAGUCAAAGAGCUAUAACACCUCUUCGGCCAGAUCAUCUGCUCCUCCUGCACCUCGUGCAUCAUCAUCGGCAUCUAAUUCCAGUCUCCCUCAGCCUCCCCCACCAAUGCUAUCGGCUGGUGCCCCUCCCCCACCACCAGGUUCAUCUGCACAAUAUAGAAAGAGCUCAUUUGCUGAAGCCAAGGAGGAACUUCAAGACUGUGGACUAUCAUGUGGUGAUGAAAUGAUGGAGUCUAUUCCAGAGUAUGAUGACAAUGGUGAAUCUGAGGAUGAAGAGGUCGAAGAAGAGAUCGAUAGCAUUGCAUUGAUGCGUACCAACUUUGACGCUCUUGCCAACUUUACACCAUCGGUUUCUACUGAUGCUCAGGGCAAGUGUACCAUCCCCGUCACAAUGCCCGACAAUCUCACCAGAUACCGUAUUUGGGCAGUAGUAUCCAACUCUACCAACCAAAUGUUUGGAAAGGGUGAAGGUAUGGUCAAUGCCAAGAUCAUGUUGUCCACUAGAUGUGUACCACCUCGUUUCCUUAGUUUGGAUGAUCUUAGCACUAUUUCCGUCGUUGUCACCAAUCUCUCCAACAAUGACCGUAUUGUUAAACUCGGUGUCAAGCUCUCUGAGCAUCUCGUCAUUGACAAUGACACUUCUGACGCAUGUAUCGGUCAAUUUGCAAUGGUUGCCAAGAAACGUCGUCGUGUGUUUACAUUUACUGUACGUGCUGUCAACUCUGGUCAUGCAUCGAUUCACAUGUCUUGUGUGUCUGGUCAGUAUGGUGACGCAAUGGAAAUAUCGAUUCCUGUUCACCAACCACCCACCACCCGUACCUCAUCCAUCUAUGGUGUCGUCGAGGAAAGUGGAACUGUGCAAGAUGUCAAGAUGCCACUCGACUCGCUACCAUUCUUUGGUAAGCUCAACAUUGACAUCUCGUCAACCAUCAUCCAAAAUAUUGCCGAUCUUGCAUUCAAGCUCUGGGAGUACCUGUAUGCCCGUACUGAAAACUAUGCUUCCGUAUCGAUUGCAAUGAUCUCGCUCGUCAAUCUCUUUGACAAUCAAGCCGUUCUUUCCUAUCUCCCACCAACCAAAACAAUCCGUUCUCGUCUCCGUUUCAUUCUCGAUCACCUCAGACAAAGACAAAGACAAGACGGUUCAUUCUAUUCAUGGUCUGCCUACACUGGAAUGAUCUGUGAUUCCUUUGAAUCCAUCCAUGCCUGUCACGCCAUUGCAGUAAUGAACUCUAACGAUUAUUCCAUGUCCCAAUCAACUGUCAACAAAGCUAUUGAUUAUCUUCAAGUUUUAACUGCCGAACAUAUCAAUACAAACAAUGGCUAUCAAAGAAUUGCUUGUGCUUAUGCCUUUUAUGUAUUAUAUCAAUUACAUACAAACAAAAAGAAAAAGAUUCAAGUAGCAGAGGAAGCAUUGAAAUUCUAUCAUGCCAAGAAUGUUUAUGAUUUCUCACUUGAGUCGUUGGCCUGGAUUUUAGGAUGUUUGGGAGUAGACCCACAAUUUGAAAAGAAACGUGAUGAAAUUGCCAACUUUAUCAUUAGUCAAGCCUACGAGGAAGAUAACAUGCUCCACUUUAACUCUUACUAUGGAACCAGUAUUCGUGUCCAAAUUUUCCACGAACCAGUAAGAACCUCGGCCGUCAUUCUCAAGUCAUUGGUUGAGAGCAAAUCCAACCAUGAAGCCAUUCCAAAGAUUCUCCUUGGCAUUUUGGACAAAAAGACAAACGGUGUUUGGACCAACGUUCAUUCCAACUCGUGGAUGGUCGCUGCUGUUGCUGCCUAUGCCCAAACCUAUGAAAAGACAGUUCCCAAGUCAGUCGCCCGUGCUUGGUUGGUCAAGAAUGCAGACAGUGCCACUGAAAUCAGAGGUAUCUACUGCGGUCAAACCCCAGUCUUUGAAGGACGUUCAACCAACUCGUACUCGAUGGAGAUUCCUUUGGCUGCUCUCUUUACCAAGAGAGAAUUAAAGCAAGCUCCUGCUACUGCCUCUCUUCUCUCUGCUGAAUUAAGUUUUGGCAAAAACACCAUCUCCAAGUCAAAAUCCAAACAAUCCAAGGAGGAUUUGAAACCAUCGACUAGCAACGAAGCAUUGGCCACUCCUGCUACCACUGCCUCGGUCGAUCAAUUGGCCAUCAUCAAGGAAGAACAACCACCACUCGUCAACGAAACACUUGCGAAACCAAUCCUUACUCCAGACUCUGAAAUUUGGUUACAAAAAGAGGGUAAGGGCAAAUUGUUCUAUAGAAUGAAUGUCCAAUACGCUCCAUCCAAUCUCAAGGUGGAAUCUGAAAACAAUGGUAUGACAAUCACUAGAAAAUUGAUUCCAAAGGGUGACAGAGACAACCUUGUCUUUGACAAGGAAAGAGACGCCUAUGUCAUGAGUGUUGGAACUUGUGCCACCGUCGUCCUCGCUGUCAGCACUGAAAAGAAUCGUUACAAUAUUUGCAUCAACGACAAGUUGGCAGGUGGUGUUGAAACCAUUGACAAGGAUACCAAACUUGCUCCCAACUGGGACCAUGUAAACUAUCGUGAUGAAAGAACCGAACUUUUUACCUCAAAGAUUGAACCUGGAAGAUACGAAUUCAAAUACAAUAUUAGAGCAACCACCAAGGGUACUUUCUUAAUUCCACAUGCCAUUGUCGAAGAAAUGUAUUGUUCAGAAGUAAAUGGUAAAACUAGUUCAUCAAAACUUAUCAUCGAAUAA
This is a messenger RNA of Cavenderia fasciculata, 11388 nucleotides long. RefSeq names its product Ras GTPase domain-containing protein (gene cpras2). Gene Ontology annotation, molecular function: endopeptidase inhibitor activity; GTPase activity; GTP binding. NCBI's taxonomy places the organism in Eukaryota, Evosea, Eumycetozoa, Acytosteliales, Cavenderiaceae. The transcript has 8 exons. The record is from RefSeq and is a predicted model, not a curated record. The coding region runs from base 1 to 11388 and encodes 3795 amino acids.